CGCCGGGGCGGGGCUGUGCCCGGUCCCGCCCCGUGACGCCCCGCCGGAAGCGGGCGCGGCGGGGCCGCCGGUGCCGGUGGCGGCAGUGCCGCCAUGGAGUUCCCGGACCUGGGCGCGCACUGCUCCUGGCCCGCCUGCCAGCGCCUGGACUUCCUUCCCCUGAAGUGCGAUGCCUGCGAGCAGAUCUUCUGCACCGACCACAUCGCUUAUGCCCAGCACGAUUGCACCUCUGCCUACAAGAAGGAUGUGCAGGUCCCAGUGUGUCCCCUCUGCAACACCCCAGUCCCUGUGAGGCGGGGGGAGAUGCCUGAUGUUGUGGUGGGUGAGCACAUUGACCGUGACUGCAAGUCUGACCCUGCACAACGCAAGCGCAAGAUCUUCACCAACAAGUGUUUGAAGCCUGGCUGCAAGCAGAAGGAGAUGAUGAAGGUGAUCUGUGACCAGUGCCACAAGAACUACUGCCUCAAGCAUCGGCACCCCCUGGACCAUGACUGCAGUGGGGCAGGGCAUCCCCUUUCCAAAGCAGGGCACGCUGCAGUUACCAGAGCCCAGGCAUCCUCCUCCAAAAUAGUCACUGCAUCAAGCAGCGGAGCUGCCCGGCCAGCAGACAGCUCCUCUUUGGCCUGUGCCAGGGGAGGCAGAGCAGCUGCGUCGCAGACUCACAGCACCUCCCCUCCAGCUGUCAUGCUGCAGAAUGGGCUGAGUGAGGAAGAGGCCCUGCAGCGAGCUCUGGAGAUGUCCCUGGCAGAGUCGGCACGCAGCUCAGCACAGCAGCCCAGCAGCACGCAGGAGGAGGAGGAUCUGGCGCUGGCCCGGGCACUGUCGGCGAGCGAAGCCGAGUACCAGCAGUCGCAGCGGCAGGCACACGGUUCAAAGCCAUCCAACUGCAGCAUGUCGUAGGCAAGGGAGGCGGGCUGGGCCAGCGCACACAGGAUCCUGCUUGUGACCUGAGGAGUGGCUCUGGCCUCCCACAUGGAUGCUGUGGGACUCUGCUACCAAGAGCCCCUUGCCAAGGACAGCUCAUCUCCCUGGGAGCUGUAAGCAAGCAAAUAUACACUGACACUUCAGCCCUAGUACCUAUAUGAAUUAGUGCAGCAAAUUGCUGAUGCUCCUGGGGAGGUGAAGAGUGUACAGGACGGGGCUGGGUACACACUAACCAAAGCAAGCAGCAGCCCAGGGUCUGCACUUACCCACAGUUGGCACAGCCACGUCCCAACACUGCUGGGACUGUGGAGCAAGGGCAGAGCUGUGGGGAUGUCUCUGCAUGCACAGAUAUACAGCUGGGAUGUAGCUGCCUUCUGUGGUGGGGGGCUGGAUUCCAUACUCUGGGGAGGGCUGUGCCAGCCCCUCAGCAAAGAGCAAAUGUGGCUGGGAUGGUCUCUUGCCUGGGCAUGGCAUGGCUGAAUGUGCAGCCUCCCGGCAGUGUGAAAGCAGCCCCUUCCCCGCUCCCCACAGCCUCGGUGCCUCCCUGCUGUUUGCAUGUACAAGAGCACGUUGGGCCUUACCCUGCUCGCCUGGGGCACAACACCUCUCUGAGACUGAAUGGAGCUCCAUUUCCUUUCUGGUUUAAUAGAAUAAGUAACCUUGGCAGUGACCUGAAUGGCAGCAUCGCUCACAUGGGAUGGUUGCAGCUGCCUUCCUGCUGCCCUAAACUUAAACAGGGCCCUGUUAUAUGCUGCUGGGGUAGGAAUGCCUCUGUUCUUCCAGUUGUGUUGCUGGGGAACCCCUCCUUACAAAGUCCUGAGCUUGGAGCCUGGUUGGGCGGAGGGGAUUUGUCCUGCUGGCCUCUUGCAGGGGGUCUGCAGCCAUGCAGAGCUGUGCUGCUUUCCCACCUGCUGCUGCAACCAUUCCUGCCUGCAGGGCUGUGCCUGGUUCUGCACAGGACUGGGCUGUCCUGCUCUGAGCAGCUGAGGGAGGGGGGGUUCAGGCUGGGUCCAGGGAAUGCUGAGACUUGUCAAAGUGCUGCUUGGGAGAAAAUAAAAGCAUAGCACAAGGUACAGAGGUACCUGAGGGAGCAGUCA
Messenger RNA from Zonotrichia leucophrys gambelii, 2021 nucleotides. RefSeq names its product zinc finger AN1-type containing 2B (gene ZFAND2B). The record is from RefSeq and is a predicted model, not a curated record. Gene Ontology annotation, biological process: protein targeting to ER; proteasome-mediated ubiquitin-dependent protein catabolic process. The transcript is spliced from 9 exons. Gene Ontology annotation, cellular component: cytoplasm; endoplasmic reticulum. Gene Ontology annotation, molecular function: zinc ion binding. NCBI's taxonomy places the organism in Eukaryota, Metazoa, Chordata, Aves, Passeriformes, Passerellidae. The coding region runs from base 94 to 900 and encodes 268 amino acids.